Molecule: messenger RNA, 1892 nt
Organism: Erythranthe guttata (spotted monkey flower)
Lineage: Eukaryota; Viridiplantae; Streptophyta; Magnoliopsida; Lamiales; Phrymaceae
Source: RefSeq, a predicted model, not a curated record
AUACAUAAUACAUACACACACAUUCAUAUCCGUAUGUAAGUGCAGUGCAGCGCAAUCGCCGGCGGAUCUCACAACCACCGAAAUGUCAAUUUGCAGCCUACUCUCGCCGUUCCCCGCCUCGCUCUAUUCCCCUCCGAAUCCCGUCCGGUCCAAUUCCGCCGCGCCCAAUCGUGUCAGGGUACAUUUCAAAAAUGGCGGGAGCUUAUUGGCCGGAGAGGAUUUGCCGUUGGACUACGAGAGCUGGCACCCAAAACGCGACCUCAGGAGCCGCCGGAGGGCUGGAAUCCUCCUCCAUCCGACGUCGUUUCCUGGACCUUAUGGCGUCGGCGAUCUCGGCCCUCAAGCCUUCCACUUCGUCGACUGGCUUCACGACGCCGGCUGUUCACUUUGGCAGGUUCUUCCUCUUGUUCCUCCUGGGAGGAGGUCUAAUGAAGACGGCUCCCCUUACUCUGGACAGGAUGCUAAUUGUGGGAACACACUUUUGAUUUCUCUUGAGGAACUUGUCAAGGAUGGUUUACUGUCGAAGGAUGAGCUUCCAAAACCAAUAGAUACGGACCGUGUUAAUUUUGAUGCUAUUGCUGAUGUCAAAGAUCCUUUGGUAGCUGAGGCUGCAAAGAGACUUGUUUCAAGUUCGGGAGAGCUAAAGAAUCAGCUUGAAGAAUUCCGCAAGGAUCCAAAGAUUGCAGGUUGGCUUGAAGAUGCAGCAUAUUUUGCUGCCAUAGACGACACCCUGAAUACAAUAAGUUGGUAUGAUUGGCCCGAAUCAUUAAAAAAUCGCCAUCUUGUUGCUCUUGAAGAAAUCUAUCAAAGCAAAAAGGAAUUUAUAGAUACCUUCAUUGCCGAGCAAUUUUUGUUCCAAAGGCAAUGGCAGAAAGUUCAUGAUUAUGCUCGGACAAAGGGAGUGAGUAUAAUGGGAGAUAUGCCUAUAUAUGUUGGUUAUCAUAGUGCAGAUGUGUGGGCUAAUAAGAAACAAUUUUUGCUGGUGAGUUCUCCCUUUCUUAAUACCUAACGUUUUCGCUAUGCUCCAAACCUUUUGGUCCAAUAAAGCCCUCUAUAUGAUUGGAAAGCCAUGGAAAGAGAUGGAUAUUCAUGGUGGAUACAGCGUUUAAGACGUGCACAGAAUUUAUUUGAUGAGUUCCGGAUUGAUCAUUUUAGAGGAUUUGCUGGCUUUUGGGCAGUUCCUUCCGAAGCAAAAGUUGCAAUGGUGGGAAAAUGGAAGGUAGGACCUGGGAAAUCUCUUUUUGAUGCCAUCUUCAGAAGUGUAGGAGAAAUCAAUAUCAUAGCAGAAGACUUGGGGGUAAUUACUGAAGAUGUAGUGCAGCUUAGGAAAUCAAUUGGGGCACCUGGAAUGGCGGUCCUCCAGUUUGGCUUUGGGAGUGAUGCUGAAAAUCCACAUUUGCCUCAUAAUCAUGAACAGAACCAAGUUGUGUACACUGGCACUCAUGACAAUGACACGAUUAAAGGAUGGUGGGACGUGUUGCCUCAAGAAGAGAAAUCUAACGUGCUAAAAUAUCUAGGUAAUGCCGUUGAAGAGGAUGUCUCAUGGGGUCUAAUCGAGGCUGCACUUUCUUCAGUUGCACAGACCACUAUUAUACCAAUGCAGGAUAUACUUGGAUUGGGUAGUUCAGCUCGGAUGAAUACUCCAGCCACUCAGUACGGAAAUUGGAGCUGGAGAAUACCCAAGUCGAGGACCUUUGACAGCUUAUCAUCUGAAGCACAACAACUAAGAGAUAUGCUUGUGAUGUAUGGUCGGUUAACUAUAGCUGAAAAUCCUGGCUGGUAAGUGAGUUUAGAUUUCAUCUUAUUAUGCAAAUAAUUUCGAUCGAUUCAGCUAAACAUUAUCAUCUAAUCGAAUAUAAUAAGCUUAUACAUUUUGUCUGCAUUUGUCCUCA